Messenger RNA from Erythranthe guttata (spotted monkey flower), 584 nucleotides. Its product is annotated as NADH-ubiquinone oxidoreductase-like protein. The record is from RefSeq and is a predicted model, not a curated record. Gene Ontology annotation, biological process: mitochondrial electron transport, NADH to ubiquinone; mitochondrial electron transport, cytochrome c to oxygen. NCBI's taxonomy places the organism in Eukaryota, Viridiplantae, Streptophyta, Magnoliopsida, Lamiales, Phrymaceae. Gene Ontology annotation, cellular component: respiratory chain complex I; mitochondrial envelope.
UGUGCUAAAAAAAUUCCGCAACUCUCUCUCUCUCUCUCUCUCUCUCUCUCCACACACACCUGAGCUCCGAGCAAUGGCGACCUUCGGGAGAAGAAAUGGAUUGACAAUAGCGACGCAGCUCAUGAAAACCCUAACCGGAUCCUCCAAUUCCAGAAGCCUCAGCGGCAUCGUUAGCAGCGAGGUCGUCACCUCUCACACCCAAAAAUGGAUGCAGGAUACAAGUAAAAAGUCUCCAAUGGAGUUGAUCAAUGAAGUUCCACCUAUCAAAGUAGAUCACAGGAUUGUUGCUUGUGAAGGAGAUAACGACCCGGCACUUGGGCAUCCAAUUGAGUUCAUAUGUCUCGACAAGGCCGAGCCAGCUGUGUGCAAGUAUUGCGGUCUCCGUUACGUGCAAGACCAUCAUCAUUAGACACUUCAAGUCAAUGGUUUUUAGUUCAUUGAAAGUUUAUGACCAAUUGUUUUAAGGUGUAAUUUCCGUAUUAACAUGGUGUUAUGGCAUUGUCUGCCAUAUGUUCAAAUAAGGAUUCAACCAAACACUCAAUGGAAUUUUCCCUGCUCAAAUGAAAUUGCAUUAUUUCAACCAA